AAUAAUGAAUUCUAAUCUUCAACUCCCCCAGCUUCAGAGCAACCUAAGCCCAAGCAUGUUCAGCAACACGGCAGCUGCCCUCACAUCUAGUACCACAACUCGCAUUGUUCCCCUGCCAACCGCAAAAGCAGCACUGCACUUCCCGACACCGGCGCGAACAGCUUUCCUGAUUGAAAGCAGGCCGAGCGUCUCGAGCCGAACGGAUGAGUGCAAUGUGCGCAGUGGCGCGUGGCUGGUUCGGUGUCGUCAUUCGGCAGUCGUGGCUGGGUGGUGCAAUGCAGCCUAUCAGUGCUGGAGCUGCAGCAUGUGGCGCUACGGCGCGGUUGGCCACGGUGGAGUUCAAUGACAGUGUUGCGCAGCAGCUGGAGUCACAAUUGUGGAGUGCUGUUGAAGGUCAAGGUAGGUGCUUGCUGAGAGGGUUGAGGAUGGGUAUUAUGAUUGUUGCAGGUGUGUUGUUGCUGUGUCUGGGAGAUGCUUGGUUUGCAAAACGCAGCCCGCAAGCAUGUCGAGAAAUCCACCUUAGAACCAACUGCUGCAGGCUCGGGGUAACGUGGAAGGUGCGAGCAUGACGUUUGGGCGGUUCUUUCCACGGUUGUUGAUGGUAAAACCAAGGAGCGGCAAUGUUUGUUCUUUUCGCUUGCGUUUGAUGCUGGAAACCGCAAACGAAAAGAGCACGACCGACA
This is a messenger RNA of Didymella exigua CBS 183.55, 683 nucleotides long. RefSeq lists its product as uncharacterized. Bases 204 to 569 code for a protein of 121 amino acids. The transcript has a single exon. The record is from RefSeq and is a predicted model, not a curated record. NCBI's taxonomy places the organism in Eukaryota, Fungi, Ascomycota, Dothideomycetes, Pleosporales, Didymellaceae.